UGACGGCACUUUCAGUAAGUCGGUAUUGUAGCGUAUGCGUAUGCUGUCGCUGUCAGUAAUUUUAGUUGCAUUGUAUGGAACGUUUUCGUAAAAGGAAAGAGAUGUGUAACAUUUAAACAAAAUUUCAUGGAAGUUUUCUUAGGAUAGACGAGCUAAUGGGCGUGCUUAUAGAAAAUCGCACUUAAUACGCUGCUGCUGUUAAAAUGUCGUAUAAAAUCGGGCAACGAGUUGAAGUCCCUGGCAAGGACUGUCAAGGAGUAAUAGCUUAUAUUGGUUAUCCAAGUUUCGCUUCGGGAAAAUGGAUUGGAGUUAUACUUGAUGAACCAAAAGGAAAAAACAACGGUACUAUUAGGGGUCAGCCAUACUUUAAAUGCCCAGAAAAUCAUGGAAUGUUUGUACGGCAAUCACAGCUUGUUUUACUGGAUGAAACAGGUAAUAGGACAGAACCUGUUAGCCCAUCUUCAGCAGGCAGCAGUGCCACAACUCCAGAUGAGGCCAGUGUUGCAAGAGCCAGAAGUCGGUUAAAUAGUACACCUCGAAGGAAUGAACCCACUGCAGUACGGAGAAAAACAUCUCUUGCGCAUGUUACCCGGCAGCAAUCUGACAAGCUCUCUGGCUCACGAUUAUCACUGGCUGGCAGUAGAACACUUUUAAGUGCUCCAAGUACAGAAAGUUUGUCUGGAUCACAACAUGAGCGCAAAGAUGGUGGGGAAUCACUCAUACCAGCACCGACCUCCACCAAAAGAGCAUCAUUUAUUGAGAAGUCCCCUAGCACGAGCUCGCCUCCCGGCAAAAAGCCAAAGGCCCAAGAUGAUCACAAUAAUACAGGUUUUGUGGAGACUCUGAAACCACAGUUCGUACCUGGUCAGGUAAUGGCAGGCUCUGCAGCAGCUGCAAAUGUGGUAGAAGAGAAACUUACACAUUUGCAGCUUCAACAAGAGAAUGAAAAUCUGAAAUCACAAGUUCGUGACCUCACCGAAAAAGUUGAGACUUUGAGGGUGAAAAGAAUGCAAGAUAAGGAGCGAAUGAAGGACUUUGAGAAAACAAAACUUCAACUUGAUCAGCUUGUGGAAUUCAAAACAAAAGUUAUGGAAAGUCAAGCUGGUCUUCAAAGAGAACUUCAACGAGCACGCCAAGAAGCAAGAGAAGCGCACGCAGCUCGAGAACAAUUCCAAGAAGAAAUGGCAGACCUCGCGGAGACCGUAGAAAUGGCUACAUUAGACAAAGAGAUGGCCGAAGAGAAGGCUGAGACUUUACAAAUUGAAUUGGAGCAGCUCAAGGAGAUGGUCGAAGAACAAACGCUAGACUUGGAAAUACUACGAACAGAAAUGUCUGAAAGAUCUGCUGGAGGUGGUACAACCACAGGAACUACGAGCUAUGAGAUAAAACAAUUGGAACAGCAAAAUAAUAGAUUGCGGGAAACUCUUGUUAGAAUGCGCGAUUUGUCUGCUCAUGAGAAACACGAAUUCCAGAAGCUUCAAAAGGACCUGGAUCAAAAGAAAUCUGAGAUACUGGAAUUGGGACGCACAAAGGAGAAAUUAUCUGUUCGAGUGGAAGAAAUGGAACAUCAGAUAGCGGAUUUGCAGGAACAGGUGGACGUGGCAUUAGGUGCUGAAGAAAUGGUUGAAGUGCUUGGUGAAAAAAAAAUGGCACUGGAGGAGAAGGUCGCGGAAUUAGAAGAAGCUGUGUCGGAUUUGGAAGCUUUACAGGACAUGUCCGAUCAACUUGCCGAAUCGUCAAAAGAACUGGAAUUGGAACUGCGAGAGGAAUUGGAUAUGGCACUUGGAUCAGCUCGUGACGCUUAUCGUCAUCGCGACGCAGCUAUGGAAACAUUAGCCGACCGUGAGCUGACAAUUACUAAAUUCCGUGAGCUGACGCAUCAACUGCAGGAGCAAUGUAUGCAGUUGCAACAACGAGUACAAUCGACGGAGACCUCGAAACCUGGAAUGGGUGGAGCGGAGCAACAAUUGGCAGAGAUCUUAGACUUCCAAAAAACAUUCGCUGAGACUCGCGCGCAAACGAAGGCCGUUGAUCUUGAAUUACGACGAUUGGAAGCCGAAGAGGCUCGUAACCACGUUGCCUAUCUGUUAUCGUUUAUGCCUCCAGCGUUCCUGGCCCGCGGAGGAGACCAUGAUGCUAUCCAGACUCUUCUGCUGAUACCGAGAAUAAUCCACAAGACAGAAAUAAUCAUAUCGCAAGUCAGGGAUAAAUAUAGAUCGCUGGACAAGAUCGACAGAACGGCCGUCGUCAAGGGUCAUUCGGUGGCACAAUAUACGUUCAGAUCGCAUCUCUGCUCGUAUAUGUACGCGUUACAAACGUCCCUCGGCUGUUUCGAAUCAUCUUUGAGCGUUUGUCCUCCAGACAUGUUGCUCAAGGCUGGAGUAGCUUAUCCGGAAAUGGCCGCACAAGAAAAAUCUUUGGACUCGUUGAUAGAACUGGCUAAGAGGGAUCAAUUGGAUGAAAAUCUGCCGAUGGAGGCGAUUGAGAAGUGUUGCGCAUAUUUCUGCACCAUGUUCUCUGUUUUAUUUGGGGAGACCAUCAACCAAGGUCGCAUGGUGGUCAAUGGUACGAGAAUGUUGGACAGUUGUUGCGAUGCUAUCAUUACGAGUGCAGCAGCUGUUAAAACGUUGAUUCAAGGAGAUGGCGGUGAUAUAGGUCUCCUUUGCCAACAUGCAGAGACAACUUGUGAGGUGAUACAACAGCAUCUAAAGUCUGCUAGAAGACGCGUGCUAACCGAUCAUGCUGUUGCUCUUAAUGCCGCUGAAUUUAACUUAGGUUUAGACAAAGAUGCUAGCGAGCAGAUGUUUGGUUGUUAUCAGCAUGCGGUGAAGAUUGUGAAAACGUUCCAAACGUUGUUGAAGAAUGCCGUGCAGGCAAUUAUAUCAAAUACGGAUUUGGAUGCAGGGCUAAGUGCGGAAAAACUAAAAGAGAUGGCCGCCAUUGCCUGCGAGAAAGUUUAUGAUACAGAGGAUAUAGGGCCUGUACCUACUAUUAAGGCGAGUUUGAUAGCGAUUCAACAAUUGGCAGCCAACCUAGCACAAAAGAUGGCCGAAUGUGAGAACGAAUUGGCUAUAAGCGGACACCUGCGACAAGCACAAGGUGCUGACAAUGAACCUGUAAUGCCUAUUACCAUAAGGGCACAGACAGCGAGGAAAGAGGCCGAAGAAACCAAGGUGCUCAGUAGAAAAUUGGAAGCCAGAGAUAGUGAUAUUCGUGAAGCGAAAUUAGCUUUAAGGGAGAAACAAAAUGAGCUGUGUGAAAUGAUUCUGAGAAAAGAUGUUGCAGAAAAGAAGCUCGCAACGCAGCAGCAUGAACACGAAUUGAAUGUAGAGAAGCUGAAGAGGAAGCUGGAAGAAGCUCAGAAUCAAUUCAAACGGAAGGAAAAAGAGUUUGAGGAGACAAUGGAUCAUCUUCAGACGGAUAUCGAUAGCCUAGAAACCGAAAGAGGUCAGCUUAAAGAGAAAUUGAAAUCUAUUGGAAAGAAAUCAAUAAUGUCUGCGUCUGGUGCGGAUAAUAUCUCUGGAACCGGUACAGCGACAUCAGGAAUCCAAUCGAUGGACAAUAAAUUCUUAAUGCGAGAAAUAGGUGCCCUCAAAGAAGCAUUGAACAAUGAGAAUCGGCAGAAGAAGAAAUUAAUGUCUGACGCUUUGCGUGAGAAAUUAGAACGUUUAGAUCCCAUAACGCCUGUACCCAAACCAGGAGCUACGAACACAACAAUACAAGAGCUGAAGAAGAAAACUAACGAUCUUACCAAAGAUAUUAAACAAGCUAUGACGUUCCCAACUGUUCCUGACUUAAGACGCAAGAAAACACAGGAUGUCGAAGGACCAACGUUAGAGAAGGCAAUGCCAAUUUAUCAAUUGCUGCAUCGUCAAAUGGUUAUAAGAGAACUGAAACAACGAGUAGAUCAAUUAGUCGGCGAGGUUUGGGAGGAAAUUGUGAAAAGAACAAAGGGCGGAAUGGCUGAAGCUAAUUUUGCAGUGUUUCCAAAUCGUGAGAUGGCUGCAGCUAUGCAAGAAAAUCAAUUGUUUGCUGCAGAGAUAUCGAUUCCUCACGACGGUCCCGAACAAUAUUUCACCGUCAAUGUAGGAACACAGGAACUUAGGAAAAUUCAUUCUCUGUUAUGUUAUUAAUUUUCGUAUUUGUAUAUCCUCGGUGUGGAAGAAUGUGCUACUGCAGAGAUUACGAAGUGGAAUGCGGCUGUAGAGUAUAUUGAUUUGAUAGCCGUCUUUGUUUCAUGCUCGCUUGCACAUACUGCGGUAGACCAACAUAUUCCUAUACACUUGCGUAUACUCGGUCUAUUUUAUAUACGAGAAGCAAACGAUUGAGAGUCUUUUACAUCCGAAGAAAGGAACAAAUUAAAUCUAGUGAAGACGUAACUUUGAAGCCUGCGAAUUUAUUUAUUUCCGAUUGGCUACAGCACGAUGACUGGCGCAUCGUGGCUGGUAGACUGCAACGUUUUAUCGUAUUAUAAAUUCGAAUAAUUUCAUUAUUAUUAUUAACAAUUUGAACAGUAACGUUCGUCGUCUCUAUGGCUUUUGUAUAAUAUCUUUUACGAAUUUGUCAAAUAUACGGCUUAAAAACAUUUA
This is a messenger RNA of Megalopta genalis, 4589 nucleotides long. RefSeq names its product dynactin subunit 1 (gene DCTN1-p150). The record is from RefSeq and is a predicted model, not a curated record. NCBI's taxonomy places the organism in Eukaryota, Metazoa, Arthropoda, Insecta, Hymenoptera, Halictidae. Gene Ontology annotation, biological process: nuclear migration; establishment of mitotic spindle orientation. Gene Ontology annotation, cellular component: microtubule associated complex; kinetochore; spindle pole.